AUUUAUAUUACUCCUCUUGACACCUCUCUAACUAACUCAUAUUCUCUCUCCUCCUCCAUGCCCCAUUCUUUUGCACACACACGGAUCUGAAAUGAUAUCCAUCCUAACUCACUCUCUCUGAUUGGACUGCAUCAUGAACCAGGCACCUUUACCAGCAGCUCAAGUAUCUCUUCAUUAGUUUAAUUUCCGAUUCAACUUUCAGAGUAGUGAGUUUUGUUAAAUAAUAGUAAUAAUGGUUGGAAACCCUUCAUUGCAUAUCUCAUCAUUUCCUAGUUCCUUAUCUUCAUCCAUGAUUACAACCCUUCCAACAAACUCCUUUAGAAGUAUAAACAGGAUAAGACCUAAUUCUGCAGAUGGAGGACAUGUUCAACAACCAUCGUCUUCUUCAGAAUCAUCGAAGAAUAAUUCUCUUACACUUGUUUUGGACAUUCCCCGCGCCAUUUGGACCCGAACUAUCCGUCCAUUGACUGAUUUUGGGUUUGGUGGUAGGACCAUUUGGGAAGGUGGUGUUGGACUGUUUUUAGUUUCAGGUGCUCUUCUUUUUGCACUUAGUUUGGCUUGGUUGAAGGGUUUUCAAAUACGAUCCAAGUUCAGGAAGUACACUGCAACAGUUGAGUUUUCUCAGGCUUGUGGUAUAUCUACUGGAACGCCGGUGAGGAUCAGAGGGGUGACUGUCGGUGAUGUCAUUCGAGUCAAUCCUUCGUUAAGAAGUAUUGAAGCCGUUGUCGAGAUUGAAGAUGAUAAAACAAUCAUACCACGAAAUUCGUUGAUUGAAGUUAACCAGUCAGGUCUUCUUAUGGAGACUAUAAUUGACAUUACUCCUCGAGAUCCCAUUCCUACGCCUUCAGCUGGUCCGCUUGACCAGGAAUGUCAUAAAGAAGGUCUUAUUGUGUGUGAUAGAGAAAAGAUUAAGGGUUACCAAGGGGUAAGUUUGGAUGCAUUGGUUGGCAUAUUUACCCGUCUUGGGCGAGAUGUAGAGAAAAUUGGUGUUGCCAACAGUUAUUCAUUGGCUGAACGAGCUGCAUCUGUUAUUGAAGAAGCUAAACCACUUCUUACAAAGAUCAAUGCCAUGGCUGAAGAUCUUCAACCUUUGUUGGCUGAUGUCUGUGAUAGUGGCUUGUUCAAGGAAGUUGAGAAUUUAACACGGAGCCUUACACAAGCCUCUGAUGAUUUGAGAAGGGUAAAUUCAUCAAUUAUGACCCCUGAGAACACUGAACUGAUCCAGAAGUCCAUUUACUCUCUCAUAUUCACCCUGAAGAACAUUGAGAAUGUUAGCUCUGAUAUUUUAGGCUUCACUGGUGAUGAAGCUACAAGAAAGAAUUUGAAGUUACUAAUCAAGUCUCUCAGCAGGUUACUGUGAAGUCAAAUUCCAAUUGAAGUAGAACAUAAUGCAAAUAGUUUAUUACCAAUGUUUUUCAUCAACCACAACAUUGAGGGGGGAAAACAUUAAUUUCCUAAUGGUUCUUGCAUUCUGCUGUGAUAAAAAUUUAACUUCCCUUAUUUUGAAUGAAGCAUAGUUUGCAGAUGAUUGCUCUGAGCAUAUCCUUAAUUUACA
This is a messenger RNA of Medicago truncatula (barrel medic), 1555 nucleotides long. Its product is annotated as protein TRIGALACTOSYLDIACYLGLYCEROL 2, chloroplastic. The transcript is spliced from 5 exons. Bases 233 to 1360 code for a protein of 375 amino acids. Gene Ontology annotation, cellular component: chloroplast inner membrane. The record is from RefSeq and is a predicted model, not a curated record. Lineage: Eukaryota; Viridiplantae; Streptophyta; Magnoliopsida; Fabales; Fabaceae. Gene Ontology annotation, molecular function: phospholipid binding; lipid carrier activity.